Messenger RNA from Lichtheimia ornata, 306 nucleotides. RefSeq lists its product as uncharacterized. The transcript has a single exon. Bases 1 to 306 code for a protein of 101 amino acids. Lineage: Eukaryota; Fungi; Mucoromycota; Mucoromycetes; Mucorales; Lichtheimiaceae. The record is from RefSeq and is a predicted model, not a curated record.
AUGGACUAUCCACGUUAUUUGGCACUAUACUAUCUUUUGACUGAAAAUCGCUUCCCUUUGGAUUGCGACCAUGAUUACAAGAAGAAACUAAGGAAUACAGCUCGAAUGUAUUUGGCGGAAGAUGGCAAAUUGUUUAAGAAGCAGCGUGAUGGCAGUCGGGGAUUGGAAGUAUUGCAUGAGGGUAAUGCAGAUGAUGUUAUCAGGCGGGUUCACGAGGAGGGUCAUCUUGAAUCAACAACACUUGGAGGAGGUUGCGACUUCGCUAUGAAGGCUACCAACUUUUUGAACGAGUACGAGAUUGGGUGA